AUGGCUGAAGCUGCCCAUACUGCUGGCGAAGAACUCUUCAGACGUUGCGACUUUCUGGGGGCUCAGAAACGAUUCAGCGAAGCCUCGAAGCUCGCCCCGAAAGAACCCAAAUACGCUUUGAACCUCGCGAAAGCCUUUUUCGAACAGGGCAAAUACGAAGCUUGUGUCAAGACUGCGAGGGUUGCGUGGCAGAAGAUCAGUCCGAAGGCGAUCAUCGAUAGUGACGAUGUUGCUGUGCAGGUUGCGAGUUUGUAUGCCAGGGCUCGCAUAUAUGAUGCGUACCAGAGGAGGUUGGACUCGGAUGGGGCUUCAGACGCGACGAAUUCUCCACCAGCACAAGUGCAGGUGAAUGCGGCGCAGGAGAGGUUGGCGGCGCAGAUUGCCACCGCGAUUGACGGGUUCAUCGAGAGAGGACUUGAAGGUGAUAACCCGGUUUUUGACGCGUCUUUUGGAGUGGUUUGGAAGCAGUUUCGGAAUGUUGAGGAGGAGCGGACGGAGGAAGAGAAGGAGAAGGUUGUGAAGGCGGGGCGGCAUUUGUGGAGUAUUCCGAUUCUUAAAGCUGAAUUGCAUAAGAAUGCGCAUCUGAGGAAGUUCGAAGCGGAACCGUUUUACUCCAUUACGGAGAACCUCAUUGUCGAUAUCAAUACUAAAGACGCCAGUGGGCUUCCUAUCGAGAAACGAAAUGGACGUGCUGUCCUGGUUGGAAGUUCGGCGAUUCUCAUUGCAGGAUUUGGUGACGGGAGAAACGUCCUGGGCAACAUCAUCACCCACGGCAAGUUCCUCAAAGACGUCACCUCGAUGGGACGGUCUGGCCUCCGAGCAAGCGAACGCAAUCUACACGUUACAGCCGUCGAGAUUGAGCCUGCUCUGGUUUCGAGGUUCUUGAUCACGUUGUGGUUGCUUGAGAGGCUACAGGAGAAGAAGAGGGCAAAGGAGGAGAAGGGUGUUUCGGAGAUUGUUGCGACGCUGCUAUUCUUGCAUACGACCUUGAUUAUGCCCGGGUAUUGUGCUGAUUGGGUCCAGCAGGCCAUCGACGCCCUCCUCGCACUCCUAGCUGAAGGCCGAACACACCUCUUCUCUUCCAUCCACAUCUCAGCAUCGUCGAUCGAGCCUAUCACCUAUUUCCUGCGGCUCUGGUCCACAGUCCGGUCUCUUCGAACCGUCAAAGACUUCCUUGCGUCCAACCCCAUAAGCGACCGCCACCCAGUCAAACGUCUCCCCGAGAAACCCUCAGCUCUCUUAGCUAAGGGCGUUAAGGAUGUGGACCAGCGCCCAGGGUCGUCAGAACCUAUCUACAACGAUGUGGAUAAGGAGCUGGUGGAGUGUCAUUUGAAGUUGAGGGUGUUGUUCCCGCCGAAGAAUCUUUUGGGGAGGCAUCCGGCGGUGGCGAAGUAUGUGAAGUGUAGGGGUGUGCCGUCGAGGGAGCUGGCGAUGGCUGCUGAGGAGGAGAUUGAGACUACUUGGGCUGUGAAUGUUGCGCUUUUCGACCCACUCAACCUAGUGGACGACUCCACAGAGCCCUACCCCCGCGUCACCGACAACCCGUUCGACGCCCUCUUCCGCUUCCUCACCAAAACCCGCGAAGCCGUCAAGGACAAGCAGAUGUCUCCCGGCAAAACGGCUAUCGCGAUCGCGACGAAUUGGUUUAUGCUCGCGUCGGACGUGAUGGCGUGGUGGGGUGAGAAGCUGACGGUGGAGAUUCUGGUGGGGGAUGUGUAUAGGGCGAUGCCGUUGCUUGUUGAAGGGGAUCUGGGGCCUAGGCCGGAGGGGUUCCCGAGGAAGUAUAUGAGGGUGGGGAUGAAUACGUUGCCGGAUCAGAAUCAGGGUCUUAUACCGAUUGCGACGUCGAUCCUGCCUUUUGUGGAUGUGGUCGACAAAGCGGAGGUCAUGAUGGAUACGAAUAUGCGUCCGGGAGACAAGAGGGUUUCGGUGGCGCAUUUCUACUACCAGCAUACACUCCUUCAAGCCCGUGACAUCCCCAAGUUCCUCGGUCUAACAGUCUUCUACAACCCCAACGACGUCUACAACAUCCCCAUCUACUUCCGCCCUCCGCAGCUCCCCCGACCACUCAAAGAGCUAGCCUCCAAAGACGCUCUCAUCAACUGGCUCACCUCCCUCCUCUUCGCCAUCAUCUCCGACGGCCAGGCCGAUGCUCCCCCGAACGACCAAGCCACGUCCUUGACUUUAGGCGGGUUCUUCGAGUUUCUGGUGCACCUCCACCGCGUGGGGUUCCCUGGCCAUUGGAUGGGUGAUUUCGUGGGUGAUCUAGUGGAAGGAAGGAUUGAGACGAGGGUUAGAGCGUACCACGGGACUCUACCCCGCGAGAUCUGCGAACACGGGUGCGAGCCCCCCGGGUCGCCCACACCCACACCAAGAACCAUCGACCUCCAGUUCCUCCAAGCGGAAGUGGAGGCGACCCUAGCUCUCGUUUGGCGUGCACUACCCUUUCCGGUAGCGCUCCCCGACCGGUUCAAGGCGAAGUGGGAAGACGAGGUUGAGACGUACCAGGCCCCGGUGGAGUUGGCUGGGGAUGAGUAUUUGGGCCCGAAGUAUAGUAAGGCGGUGCAGUUGGUGUUUUUUAGGCCGAGGAGGGGGGUGCCGGUGUGGAGGAUGGUGGAGAGGUUGCAUCGGAGGCUGGAGGGAGGGGAGGAGGGGGAGGGGGUGUAUAAGUGCUAUGAAGUUGAGUGGGUAAGGAGUGAACCUACAGCUGAGCCUGAUGAGAAGGAGAAGGGAGAAGAGAAGGGAGAAGAAGGGAAUGUGGAAGAGGGGAAGGGAGAGGAGGCGGAGGUGGAGGCGGAGGUGGAAGAGGGGAAGGUGGACGACGGUGGCGAUGGCGAAAAGACCACUUUGGAAGAUGGAGAAGCGAAUGGUGGGUGUCAGAAUAAAGAGGGUCAGGGUGUUGAUGAGAAGAAGCGUGGUGGAGAGGGGGAAGAGGCUGGUACCCACUCUGAAGGCGGCGAGAAGACGGAAAGUGGAGGUGGAGUCGACGACCCUCCGUCGGAGGACCAGGGAGAUGAUCAAGCUGAGAAGCCCACCAACGACACCUCUACGGGUACAACAGAAGUCAGCUCAGACGACCCUGUUGAAAACGCUGAGGGUCAAGCCUCUAAACCGCAGAACGGUGAAUCUGCCCCACAGGCUCCAGCCCAUUAUUUAAGCACAGCGAAUGGCAGUGGUAGCGAAGAGGGCGCCCAGACACCAGGUGUACCAUUGUCCGACGCCGCUGAGAAGGGCAGUAACCAAGGCGAAGUCACUGACACCACCGAGGAAGCAAACGAGGACGAUGAGGAGCUUCCCGACGAUGGGGAAGACGAGAUUCAAAUCAUCACACAGUCGUUGGAGGAACCUCGGAACGGGAACCUGGUAUGGUACAUGUCCAAACGAUGGAAAGAGAAGAUGGUCGAAGAGGGUUGGGAAGUCGUCGCAUAUCGAGAUGACUACCGCAUUAUCGUGACGACGAGCUCGCCGGCGAGCGAAUGGACUGUUUACGAUCCUGAGGAUCAUACGUGCACAGAAGAGUGUUUGGGUGGACAUGAGCUGCCUGGAGAAUCGAAGGAGUAA
Coprinopsis cinerea okayama7#130 is the source of this 3561-nucleotide messenger RNA. RefSeq lists its product as hypothetical. Bases 1 to 3561 code for a protein of 1186 amino acids. Gene Ontology annotation, molecular function: protein binding. NCBI's taxonomy places the organism in Eukaryota, Fungi, Basidiomycota, Agaricomycetes, Agaricales, Psathyrellaceae. The transcript is spliced from 11 exons. The record is from RefSeq and is a predicted model, not a curated record.